This is a messenger RNA of Akanthomyces muscarius, 4089 nucleotides long. RefSeq lists its product as uncharacterized. Gene Ontology annotation, molecular function: guanyl-nucleotide exchange factor activity. The record is from RefSeq and is a predicted model, not a curated record. Bases 1 to 4089 code for a protein of 1362 amino acids. The transcript is spliced from 2 exons. Lineage: Eukaryota; Fungi; Ascomycota; Sordariomycetes; Hypocreales; Cordycipitaceae. Gene Ontology annotation, biological process: regulation of ARF protein signal transduction.
AUGGCGAUUCUCACCAUGCCUUUUCUACGCCGUCGUGGCAACCUGGCCAGUGAGUCUGAUACACGGCAGCAAGAUCCUAUAUCGAGGAGCGGCAAAGAUGCCGAGAUGUCCACUGCUGCCGCGCGUUCAGAUGGAAAGGCGACAGACCUUAACGACCAAGCCGCCGCCACAACACCCCGCGACUCGACUACCAGCCGGCCUGAUACGUCCCACAAUCAUGAUGACCUCAGCAGACAGAAGCGUUUCUCCGUUCUGAGAUUCAGGAACGCGUCUGAUUCCCAGCUAUCCCUAAAAGCGAAACAGCAAGCGGAACAAUUGCCCCCCCUACCUUCAACUCCCGCCAUCAUUACCACCGCACCGACCAACGAUUUCAACGGCCCUCGCAAAGUCAAAUCGCGGAUGAGCUUGGCUGCUGCCAGGUUUCGUCGCUCCAAUGACAUCCCCCGAGAUAGUGACCAGCAAAGCCGACCGAAGAGCCAGAAGCAGGCUAGGAAGUCGUUCAACGAUGUCAGAGGGCGGCCUACCACGGCAACCAUAGAUGAACCACAGUCUCCGCCUUUAGAAUCGCGAACUUCGACUGCGUCCAAUGGAACAUCCCUGACUACUCCAGCUUAUCGCCAGUCCGAGUCCUCAAGGUCUGAUGCCAGUUCCACUGACAAUGCCUUUCUGUCAAGUCCCAACACCACUCCGAAGAAGACGCCAGCAUCUUCCAUCUUCCGGUUAAAAAGAAUGAGGAAAACACCAGAUUCUCUUUUCCCUCUAGCACACUUGCCACAAAAGAGCAAGGGCGGGGUCGUUGCGCAGUCGGCAUCCUCGUUGAACGUGGCCGCCACACCCCGCCCAGCUUCUUCGCAAAGUGCCACGACCCCCAAAGCGAACCUUGACGGCACAGAUAGCAGGCAAGGCUCGCAAACUUCAACAAUUGCUGCCCUGCAGACAGCGGCAGGCCGCUCUGGGCAGUCAUCACCCACCAGGACCAGUGUGUUGCGCGGGCGUUCCUCUACCAUGAGCUCGCUAGGACGCAAUUCUACUGACGACCACCUCACACUCCCGCAAGCCGGGACAUCAACAGGUCGAAAGAGCUUUGGAGACCUGUUGGGUAUAAGCCGUCUUCGUCAAAACUCGGACCUCGCACGUCAAGGCACUCUUACUCCAUUAACACCCGGCUCCGUCCCUUCAAAUCAUAAUUCGUUUCAGCUGAGCCGCGAGACUGUAACUUUACCCGACAGAAAGAAUGACGAGUCCGCAACCAAGUACUUGGAACGCCUGGAAGCCGAUGUCCCUCGCGGCAUUCUUGCGGCAAGCUUGGCCAAAAGUACGGAUCUUUUUCUCAGCACAGUCUUGCGGAGCUACAUGAGACGCUUCAGUUUCUUCGGUGACCCCAUGGACAUGGCCUUGAGGAAGCUUCUCAUGCAGGCUGAGCUUCCAAAGGAAACGCAGCAAAUCGACCGAUUUUUGCAGGCCUUUGCAAACAGAUACCAUGAAUGCAACCCAGGCAUUUACUCUUCCCCCGACCAAGCAUACUUCAUCGCAUUUUCGCUGCUUAUUCUUCACACCGAUGUAUUCAACAAGAAUAACAAACAUAAGAUGCAAAAGUCGGAUUAUAUCAAAAAUACUCGCGGAGAGGGCAUCUUUGACGAUAUCCUGGAGUGCUUCUACGACAAUAUAUCAUACACUCCGUUCAUUCACGUUGAGGAUGAUUUAGACUUGGGUACCGAACGAAAUGCGACUAUAAAGUCGAAGCGAAAGCCUCUUAUUCCCGGACCAGGCGGCGAUACCGCUGUUCGCGCAGCAAAGGAGCCUAUCGACCCGUACACACUCAUUUUCGAAGGUAAUCUUGACCCUCUACGACCGAACUGGAAAGAUGCAAUGUGCUUGGAAGACCACUUCAAUUACCUCGGUACAGCAACCUCCUUAAAUAUGAACGAUCUACAGAAGACCUUCUUUCGCACAGGUGUCCUGCAAAUUGUAUCGCCCAGAUCUCGUCCCGACGCAUUUAUGUCUGAGAAGACCGCUACCAAUCCCCAAGAGGCUCAGCAAGGUAUUGUCGACAUCAAAAUCACGAAAGUCGGCUUGCUCUGGCGCAAGGACGCCAAAAAAAGAAAAACUCGUUCGCCUUGGCAAGAAUGGGGCGCCAUCCUCACCGGCGCUCAGCUGUACUUUUUUCGCAAUACAAGCUGGGUAAAAGGUCUAAUGCACCAAUAUGAAAAUCACAUCAAGGCUGGCCAUGACGAAGUCCCUAUCAUUUUCAACCCUCCGCUUUCUGAGUUCAAGCCGGAUGUAUUAAUGUCCACGCAUGGCGCAGUCGCCUUGCUGGAUACGACAUACAAAAAGCAUAAGAAUGCAUUCAUCUAUGUGCGGCAAGAGGGGCUCGAUGAGGUGCUCCUCGCCGACAAUGAAGAUGAGCUGAAUGACUGGCUGGCCAAGUUAAACUACGCUGCUGCCUUUAGGACAUCGGGCGUGAAAAUGCGCGGCAUUGUCGGCGGAAACUAUGAUGGACAAGGCAGGAGAGGCAUGAGACGGCUCGAUAGCUCCGACGGCAUUCAACUCGUCCAGACGCCUACAGGACCCGUCACGAUAGCUCGGGGCAAGAUCGACCACAAAAUGGCUGAAGACAUUCAAAUUGCACGGCGCAGAUACAUGCAGGUCCAGAUAGCCGAAUCGGAUCAAAAAGUCGAGGAGGCCCAAAAACAACUCGAAGAGCAGCUACGGAAUGCUCGCCAUCUUCAAAUACUAGCCCCCAUCCAGCCGAGGACACGAGACAGUCUGCUGUCUGCUGCGGCUCGCAUGAGCGCACAGCUUAAGUGGACUCGCAUGCGGAUCUGGAAAGAGACUUGCCACCGAGACAUCUUGCUCCAAGACUUCAAUGAAGAACUCCCAGCAUCCCCAGCCUUGUCGACGCCGAACAACAAGCAGGAUUUGGAGCAGGCUGGAUCCCCAACCCCUAAGCCUCCUGUUGUCAGAACAGAAUCGAAAGACAACAAGCAUACCACGAACGAAAACGGCCCUGUCACCCCUACAGAACCCUCCAUUACUCAGUUCUCCAACCUACAGGGUACCCCGAAGGAUGGUGAGGCAUCCCAAGAAAACGAGGUUGACGCGGUGUCUUUCACAAGCGCCGCAUCGCCGAUACGGACCCCGGUCUCAAGCCCCAGGCCAAAGUGGACACGGCCCCAAAGCGAGCAAGAGAGUGUGCGACGCAAGUCAACCAACUUGGACGAGAUGGACGCUGAAGAGCAGGAUCUACUGAGGCAGGCAGGGCUGCUUGAAAGACGAAGGAGUAAAGCCGCUGAUAAAGCAAAUACUGCUCUGACCGACUCAACAGAUGCACUGGCCGAACGCGACAGACUGGAGAGAACGAAGGUCCGCCGCAGUCUCCAGCGUACUCUUAGGGAGAGUGCUGGCCACCUGUCUCAUCACAGAAGCAAGAGAGGGAGAGAGCCUGAUUCUACUCGAGCGGAGGAUACUGGGAGAGAAAGCAUAUUAUCACGCGGCGCGGGUAGCUUUGUUGUCCACGGCAAGAAGGCUUCAGUCAUAAAUUUGGGCACUGAAAUCCAAAACAUGUCCAAUGACGACAAGAUCGUUGCACUGAAACUUCAGCAUCAAGGAGAUCAACCACCAUCCCCUAGCCUGAGCUAUGGAGGCGACGAAGACUUUCAUUCUGCAAUUGAUGCCUCAUCAGAAGGCGCUGAAUCGCGUGGUCGACGAGAAUCUGCAGCAAGCACAAAUACAGCCACUGCGCUCAGCUUCAGAGAGCUUCACCGGAAAUAUUCAUCAGCGCAGGCUGCUAGAAUUGUUUCCGCUGGCGGACGUCUUGCAAUACCAUCCGAUGGUGAGAGUGAAGUUGCCGUGAGUUUUUCAGACGGGCGGAGAUCAUCACUACCGCCUAUUGAAACCGAAUCUGAAGAGGAAGACUUUGAAGUAAACACAAAUGGGAAGUCUGUCACAGAAGCGGCGCAUGACCCAAAGUUCGAAAAUAGCUUGGAUAGCGAUAGGGCUAGUGAAGAAGCCGAGGAAAAAGAUGAGGUCGAUUCGAGCCAAGACUUGGCAAAGCUCGCCAGCCGUGCACUGCAAGUGGCAGAGGCAUAG